AUUAAAAAUGGCCGACGAACGAGAACCACCCCCAUUUGGUGAAGAUGAAAACCAAAAAGACGAGGAUGACUUGUUUGCCGAGGCCAGCGAGGAACAAGAAAAAGAAAGCUCCCCAGAACCCGAGCCCCAGAAAGUGCCAAUAAAACCAGAUGUUGAUUUAUUUGGAGAAGACGAGGGAGAUGAGAUUAAAUUGAAUGAAUCCGAUGAAGAACCAUCUCAGGAAGAAAAGAAUGACAUAUUUGAAGAUUCUAAGCCUGUUGUAACACCAGAACCAAUCAGUGCACCUCCCAUCAAGGAGGAAACUCCCAAACUUCCUGUUACCCAGAGUUCCUCAGCAGUAGAACCUAAAGUAACAACUACAAGAAAAAAUACUGAUCCUCCAGAACCAGAAAAUCAGUACACACUUACCAUUAAGGUAGCCGAGCCGCACAAGGUGGGGGACGGAAUGGGGGCCUACAUGGUGUAUAAAGUCAUCACAAAGACAUCUAACCCAGCCUUCAGGAAAGCAGACUUGUGUGUGACCAGAAGAUUUAGUGAUUUUCUAGGACUGUACAGUAAACUACAUGAGAAACACACGAAGACGGGCAUCAUUGUGCCCCCAGCUCCUGAAAAAAGUGUCUUAGGAAUGACAAAGGUGAAGAUAUCCAAAGAAGAAUCUAACACAGCCGAUUUCAUACAACGAAGAAGAGCAGCAUUAGAAAGAUACCUGAACAGAACUGCUAGCCACCCUGUUCUACAGAUCGAUCCAGAUUUCCGAGAAUUCUUGGAGAGAGAAGGAGAUCUACCAAAGGCAACCAACACUUCUGCUCUGAGUGGAGCUGGUGUGAUGCGACUCUUCCAUAAAGUUGGGGAUGUAGUGGAGAAAAUUGCUUUCAGAAUGGACGAGUCAGAUGAGUGGUUUGAGGAGAAACAGAAUCAGGUGGAGAGUUUGGAGAACCACCUGAGGAAGCUUCAUAGUAGUAUGGAGUCUCUGACACAACACAGGAGAGAGCUGAGCAAUAUGACUGCUCAAUUUGCCAAGAGUACGGCCAUGUUGGGUACUGCAGAGGAACACACGGCUUUGUCUCGAGCUCUCUCCCAGCUCGCAGAAACCGAGGAGCGGAUCGAAACUGUUCAUGCUGACCAAUCAGAUCAUGAUUUCUUUAUAAUGGCAGAGUUGUGCAAAGACUAUGUAGCACUUCUUGGGGCUGUGAAGGAAGUAUUUCAUGAGAGGGUCAAAUGUUAUAAAUCAUGGAAGGAGGCAGAGGCCACAUUGACCAAAAAAAGAGAGAACAAAGCCAAACUAGAGAUUGCUCGUAAAAUGGACAAAGUACCACAGGCUCAGGAUGAAAUUUCAGAAUGGGAAAUGAAGGUGGAUAAAGGAAAGGAUGAGUUUGAGAAAAUUUCCAAAGCCAUAAGGAAAGAGGUAGCAAGGUUUGACAAGUUUAGAGUGGAGGACUUUAAAGAUAGUGUUGUGUCAUACUUGGAGCAGCUGAUGGAGAAUCAACAAAGGAUAAUGAAGUGCUGGGAAGCAUUCCUUCCAGAAGCCAAGGCCAUUGCUUAGCUCCUAGUCAACUAAGGAUAAUUUUAUCUUACAUUGUAUGAUAUGCUUGAUUUUGUUCAUGAGAUUGCAGAAUUCAGAAUCGGUGCAGACAUCUGACAAGGGGAGAACAAGCUUGAUAGACAAUUGUGCAAUAAGAACAUCUUGAACUGACUGAAAAAAGACAUAAUAUUCUGUUAUUAUGAAGAUUGAUGAUAAUAUACUACAUACAUUCCACUGGAAAUAGCAGUGCAGUGGUCAGCUGUAGUCUAUUGCAACAUUAAUUUUAUGUCAAAUAAAUUAUUACGUACAUAA
Messenger RNA from Saccostrea echinata, 1834 nucleotides. Its product is annotated as sorting nexin-2-like. Gene Ontology annotation, molecular function: phosphatidylinositol binding. Gene Ontology annotation, cellular component: endosome membrane; endosome. Gene Ontology annotation, biological process: early endosome to Golgi transport. The transcript has 12 exons. Bases 8 to 1543 code for a protein of 511 amino acids. Lineage: Eukaryota; Metazoa; Mollusca; Bivalvia; Ostreida; Ostreidae. The record is from RefSeq and is a predicted model, not a curated record.